CGCAUGCGCAUCCAUGUGACAGCGGCCGGUUGUAUUUAGUCAGAGACAGCCGUGGCACCGAUCAGAGGCCGAUUCAUCACCUUGUCUUCAUCUACAGCAGCUUUCUGCACAGAUUUCUGGACGUUGACUAAGUUAUUCUGGGACUGCCAAGGUCAGUCAAGAUAAACAGGCAAAGAAAACCAAAACAUUUUGAUGACAAAGCAGACUGAUAGGAGAUGUGUGCUGCUGUGUAUGUCCUGUCAACGGUAACGGGCUAUGUGCUCACCUCUGCCCUGCUGCUGAAAUGCCCAAAUCUUUUGCACCGGAGGAAGCGAGAGACUUUCCUCAGCAGACACAUCUCCCACCGCGGAGGGGCAGGCGAAAACCUGGAAAACACCAUGGCAGCUUUCAAGCACGCUGUGGAUCUCGGCACAGACAUGCUGGAGCUGGACUGCCACCUGACAAAAGACGAACAGGUAGUGGUUUCACAUGAUGCCAACUUAAGGAGGGCCACUGGCAUCAAUGCCCAAAUCUCCGAUAUGGCCUACGCUGAGCUGCCUCCAUAUCUCUGCAAGCUGGGUGUAACUUUCCAGAGGGAGUGUUUCUGCGAAGGAGGAGAGGACAGACGUAUCCCUCUCCUCAGGGAUGUUUUUGAUGCCUUUCCUAAUACCCCUGUCAACAUUGACAUCAAGGUCAACAAUGACACACUCAUUAAGAAGGUCUCUGAACUGGUUGUUAAGUAUGACAGAGAGCAUCUGACAGUGUGGGGCAACGCCAGCAAUCAGAUUGUCAAGAAGUGUUACAAAGAGAACCCCAGAAUUCCAGUGUUGUUCAGUUUUCCCAGAGUAUUGCAGCUGUUGGGUCUCUUCUACACUGGCCUUCUGCCCUUUGUUCCCCUCAAGGAGCAGUUUCUAGAGAUCCCCAUGCCCUCCAUUAUCACAAAACUAAAGGAUCCUGACAGAUUAACAAGGAGUCAGCGGUUCAUCACCUGGCUGGCAGACACUUUGCUGAUGAGGAAAGCUCUAUUUCAGCAUCUUACUGCCCGGGGCAUACAGGUGUACAUUUGGGUGCUGAAUGACGAGGACGACUUCCAGAGGGCAUUUGACUUGGGAGCCACAGGAGUUAUGACAGAUUUUCCCACCAGGCUUAAAGAUUUCAUGGACAAGAAUGGCAUGUCUAAGCUCCAGUGACCUGCCAAAAUCUACCUCACUGCAACACCCCACACAAACACGCACACACACUAGUGAUUAUCCUUCAACCUGACUGACCUGCCAGCCCAGACCCCCCCCCCCCCCCCCCCCCCCCCCACAACACGCACCCACUUUUACUGCACGCAUUCCAGCAGGCUACUACCCUCACACUGUGUUUUACAGCCAGUUUUACUGCACUGGUAACACACACUUUUGUAUUUUCAUUCACAUAAAAUACACUUAAAGGUCAGAUACUGUACCUGCUACAUAUUAUUGUCUCCUUUGAGUAGUGGUCUUUGCAGAUUCUUUGUUCCCUCGCUGCACACCUAGACAACAGUGUGAGAUUAGUAUUAGUAAUAUGCAGCUGUUUAAAGCAACAUUAUGUAACUAUUUUACCUUAAAACAACCGGUUCAGAAUCAGUUUGAUGUUACACUGACUUGUAAUAGGGAGGUGCCUCUCAUUCCCAUCCCGCGUCUCUAACACCAGUUCUUACGCUAUAUAACUGUGGAGCCAGGCCCAGCAAGUUCAAGAGUAAUGCCCAAUUGUAGAUCAGUGAAAAAGACUUGGAAGUCAUUAAAAGCCACUGUUCAUCUCCAAUAUCCAGCGAGGGAUUAAUUACGGCAGAAUUAAUUAUGACUCGUGGCUGCCAAGGCCACGAGUCAUAAUUUAAAAGUUACAUUUUGUUGCUUUAACCUUUCAAAGUAUAUCUGUAAGAUGGGAAAAAGUCUUAUCAGUCUUAGAAGUUCAUAACAGAUUCAUGGUUUUUGACUUGAAAGUAUUUUUUCAGUUCUACCAAUUUGGUUGUGAGAUAUUUUUAUAUGUGCCAGAUGCAGACAAAAACUUGUCAUAAACAACAGGGUGCAGACACAAAGUCCUCAGCUCAGAGUUUUAGUAUCAAAUGAACAGUGUGAGGACUGAGGUCAGACAUAUUUACACUAAGUUUGAACACAAGUUAAAUUCAGUUUAACUGUGGAUUGUUCUGUAAAAAAAACAGUUUUUAUAUGUUGUUUCUCUUUAAAGCCAAUGGGUUGUAACGUAGUUGUACAUUUAUGUGUAGCUGCUUGGUGUCUAGACUUUUCUCUAAAUCUAAUGGAGCGACUGAGUUGUUAUUUGUCGAUGAAUGAACCUGAGAGAAAUUUUGCACAAAAUAAGCAACUUAAUUUAGCUUAUUUUAGUAACGAGUGGUACUUUUUUCACCUGUGUUAAUGUGAUUGUCAACAGCAUUGAACUUCAUAUUUAAGAAAUAUGAACACUUACAGGCUUUAAAGUGAACUGGCAACACAAUAGAUGCACUGAUAGAUGUUGAUUGAUCGCUGUAUUGCUGUCAUUUCAAACUGAAAAUUAUUAAGGCCAGAGGCUGAUGAGCAAUUCCUCGCUGUGGGUGUCACAGUUUGAACAUGUAAAGAUUAUUAGGAUUAUCAUACCACUGGCAUUCUCUGUUUCGAACUUGUGACUACGCAGUGAGGGUCAGUAAUGAAUGUAGUAUUGGGUUGAAUGUACUGUACGUCGUUUGGUAUUUUACAGUCAAAACAGUAUUGGAGUUUUAAUUACUUUGGUUUGUUGUGUGUAAAGUUGUUAGUAAAAUCUGCACAGGUGUAAAUCUGAUGUCUUGAGAAUUUACAUUGUUUUGAAAACACCUUGAGAGAGAGGCUUGUUAUCUACCAAUCGUAUUACAGAUCUUACUUUAAUGAAUAUACUCCACAAUAUUUUUGAUUACACAACCUGUGCAGUAGUGAGUGUACAUUUCUUUUGCAUGCAUCAAAUGAAUUUUUGAUAAUCUGUUGUGUUUGAAUAUGUUGUGAGUUUGAAAGAACCAGUGUGUGGGACCUGACUGCUUGGGCCCAUCAAAAUGCCUUAUCCCACACUGUAUGGAGAGAAAUUCAUGAAAAAGAGCAUUUUUAUCAAUAUCAAUAAAACCUAUAAAAAUA
Messenger RNA from Lates calcarifer (barramundi perch), 3098 nucleotides. RefSeq names its product lysophospholipase D GDPD1. The record is from RefSeq and is a predicted model, not a curated record. Gene Ontology annotation, cellular component: endoplasmic reticulum membrane. Bases 216 to 1169 code for a protein of 317 amino acids. The transcript has 11 exons. NCBI's taxonomy places the organism in Eukaryota, Metazoa, Chordata, Actinopteri, Centropomidae. Gene Ontology annotation, molecular function: phosphoric diester hydrolase activity; phosphatidylcholine lysophospholipase A1 activity. Gene Ontology annotation, biological process: glycerophospholipid catabolic process; N-acylethanolamine metabolic process.